UCGUACGACAAAGAUAUUGGCAAUUUAUCCACAUCGGCGACGACACAAUCAACGGCAAAUCAAAGUUCCAGGCGGGUCCUGCAACAUCAAGUCUCGAUCACAGAUUCAUCGGAAGGCACGUCGAUAGGUUGUGCAACGUCAAGUGAAUAUACAAGUGCAAGAUCUCUCAAACAUAGUUCCACCUCAUUGGCCCCCCUACAAUCGGUGCCAUCAUCCGCCAGCCUGCGCAGCAUCAGCCCUUCACGCCGUAGUGCCAGUAGCAACAGCAGCAGCACGGCCAAACAUGAGCAAUCACCGGCGGCGCCGCCGGCCGGUACUGUGGCGGCUAGCAGCAGCAGCUCUGCAGCGGCGCAAAAUAUUACACCACCGGAAAAGGAGAAGAAACGCAAAGAGGUAUCCAGUUCAAGGGUAAAAAAGUUCCAAAGGCAUUUCUCGCAGGUGUCGCAAGAUGAGAAAUUGAUUAACUAUUUUUCCUGUGCUUUAGUCAGUGAUAUUUUGCUGCAAGGACAUCUUUAUAUAACAGAUCAACAUUUUGCAUUUUAUUCAAAUGUUUUUGGUUAUGUUACUAAGGUUGUUAUACCCACAUCCUCGGUUACGAAAAUCUCCAAAGAGAAAACGGCAAAAAUCAUACCCAACGCCGUCGGUGUGGCCACCGCCGAUGAACGUCACGUUUUCGGCAGCUUCAUUAGCCGCGAAGCCGCAUUCCGCUUGAUGUGCAGCGUUUGCCCACCGCUGGGCGGCACCGUUGAAAUCCUACCCAAAGAUCCUGCAAGCAUUGAAAUUUCCGAAGAAUACUCAGUCGAGGAUGAUAGCAGCUGUUCGAUCAGCGGCAAUGAAAGUCCCGCUCAGGCAACCGAUAAUGCCAAUUCCACACAUGAAACCAACGCGAAUGAACCUAGUCAAAUGAUAUUACGACGCACAGUGGGUGCAUCGACGCUUAGCAUUGCCGAUUGUCCACCGGGUGGUGACAAACAACGGCACUCUGACAUUCCGUUAAAUGCCAAAAAUUCCGCAACUUCCUUACACCAAAACCUCCGUUCCUCGGCUCCGGCUGGUUCACAGGCCUAUGCCAAUGGUGGUUCGGGUGGUAUUGGUCAUGUCAUUGCCUCCUCCAUAAGUGGGCCGGCCACAGCAAUUGGAUGUGCCGGCCUAGACAGUAGUAAUCUCACAUUUAUUGCUGGCAAUACCUCAACGACGACGUCGGCCACCAGUACACCAACGCCGUCAACAUCAUCGCCCACCACCGUUAUGGCAAUGCCGCAUACCAAGGCCUAUCAGGUCGUAAAUAAGUUUCGACAAUUGGGCCAGAAGCUCAUGGUCAAUGUGAAAUUUCCCACUGAGGUCCAUGUGGUCUAUUUGGGUGCCAUGCUCACCGUUUUAUUGGCUGUAUUUACGAUAUUCCUAUUGUAUCGGAUAUUAGAUAUUGAAGCGAAAACGAAUGUUUAUCGAUCUCCUAUAGAAUUUAAUUGGCGUUCCGGCAACGAUGAUGACAUAUUUGCCGAAGCUUUACGUUUCCAAAAACAAUUGCAAGUUAAAAGCACUGAAGAAGCUCAGAAUAUACUUAAAACGAAUUUAGAACAAAUCGCUAAGGUACGCCGCAGUUUAGAAACCUUAUCGAUGUUAAUCCAUGACCGUAGCUCAUCGUUUGGUUCCACAAAUACCGAUGAUAGUGACUGAAUUUAUUAAUUAAUAAUAUAUCAU
Musca vetustissima is the source of this 1701-nucleotide messenger RNA. RefSeq lists its product as uncharacterized. Gene Ontology annotation, molecular function: sterol transfer activity; sterol binding. Gene Ontology annotation, cellular component: plasma membrane; endoplasmic reticulum-plasma membrane contact site; endoplasmic reticulum membrane. The transcript has 6 exons. The annotation marks the transcript as partial. Lineage: Eukaryota; Metazoa; Arthropoda; Insecta; Diptera; Muscidae. Gene Ontology annotation, biological process: intracellular sterol transport. The record is from RefSeq and is a predicted model, not a curated record.